This is a messenger RNA of Dendrobium catenatum, 752 nucleotides long. Its product is annotated as zinc finger protein ZAT11. The record is from RefSeq and is a predicted model, not a curated record. The coding region runs from base 175 to 654 and encodes 159 amino acids. NCBI's taxonomy places the organism in Eukaryota, Viridiplantae, Streptophyta, Magnoliopsida, Asparagales, Orchidaceae. The transcript has a single exon.
GAGUAUGAAUGCUGGUAGGUUAGCUUAUAAUCAGUGUACAGAGCGUAAAUUUCUAUGCAGCGAGAUUCGUGGCAGCCACGGCGCUCCUUAUCCAUGACCUUAUAAAUAACACGCUACGCAACGCCUAGUCUACACAAUCACCACUACUUUCUACUGGAGCAAUUACUCAAACACAUGGUGGGCAUGAUCAAACGACCUCGACUCCAGCACGAGGAAGGAGAUCGUGAGAUGGCCAAAGUCCUCAUCCUCCUCUCCCACGAUGGUGAUGACAAAAAAAAUUCGCCGCCGGUUCCAUCGCCUCCGGCGGGGAGGAUCUUCGAGUGCAAGUCGUGCAACCGGCAGUUUGCGACGUUCCAAGCGCUGGGAGGCCACAGGGCGAGCCACAAGAAGCCCAAGGUUGCAGGGGAAAGGGAGGCGCUGGAAGUGAAGACGAAGGUGCACGAGUGCUCAAUCUGCGGGCUAGAGUUCGCCGUCGGGCAGGCGCUCGGAGGACACAUGAGGCGCCACAGGGCAGCGGCGGAGGCUGAGAAAAAGGGAGUUAUGUGGAUGGAUUUGAAUUUGACGCCGAUGGAGAAUGAUUUAGUGAUGAGGAAGAUGGCAGGGAUUGGUGUUGGGAUUGGAGAUAGGAUUCCAGUGGUUGAUUGCUUUCAUUGAUUUUUUUUCCUUCUUAAAUUUGUUCUUUGUUGUUAAUAGAGAGGAUAGAUAUCAUACCUUAUUUUAAUAAUAUUGAAGACCUUUCUUUUUGUUAUUUA